Molecule: messenger RNA, 1697 nt
Organism: Dermochelys coriacea (leatherback sea turtle)
Lineage: Eukaryota; Metazoa; Chordata; Testudines; Dermochelyidae
Gene: EIF5A
Product: eukaryotic translation initiation factor 5A
Exons: 6
Coding region: 219-683 (154 amino acids)
Biological process (GO): positive regulation of translational termination; positive regulation of translational elongation
Molecular function (GO): ribosome binding; RNA binding; translation elongation factor activity
Source: RefSeq, a predicted model, not a curated record
GCAGGCGCGGCGCCCUCUGGCGCAGGCGCGCUGCGGCGUGGGCGUCCCCCCUCGCGCCGCUGUCAGGCGGGGGGCCGCCUCGUUUGGGUGUGGGGAGGCAUAAGUGCGCGUGCGCACUGCGGGCGAGGUUGCAGCAGCAGCAGCAGCAGGCAGAGCCAAGCGGCGGCGGCGGCGGCGGCGGUUGAGCUCGCGGUCGGUUCCUCUAACGCCCGAUCACCAUGGCCGAUGACCUGGACUUCGAGACCGGCGAUGCCGGGGCCUCCGCCACCUUCCCCAUGCAGUGCUCGGCCCUCCGCAAAAACGGGUUCGUGGUGCUCAAGGGGCGCCCCUGCAAGAUCGUCGAGAUGUCCACCUCCAAGACCGGCAAGCACGGCCACGCCAAGGUGCACCUGGUUGGCAUCGACAUCUUCACUGGGAAGAAAUACGAAGACAUCUGCCCUUCCACCCACAACAUGGAUGUGCCCAACAUCAAGAGAAACGACUUCCAGCUGAUCGGGAUCCAGGACGGGUACCUGUCCCUCCUCCAGGACAGCGGGGACGUGCGGGAGGACCUGCGUCUGCCCGAGGGGGACCUGGGCAAAGAGAUCGAGCAGAAAUACGACUGCGGAGAAGAGAUCCUGAUCACUGUGCUGUCCGCAAUGACCGAGGAAGCUGCUGUCGCCAUCAAAGCCAUGGCUAAAUAAAGGAACCACAGGGCGGCGGCAGCAACUUUUACUACAAACCAGAGAGAAUUGCAACCCCCCCAAAACCAGCUCCAUGUGGCUCAGCCCCCCCAGAUCUCAGCCCCCCAUGAAACUCCCCAGCCCCUGCCCCCGGGGAAUUAAAGCGAAGGAACAAAAAUCCUUUUAAUUUGGUCUUUUUGUUGGUUCUGGAAGCUGAUUCUCCCCCCUGCCCCCCUGGGGGGGGUUUUGGCUCCCCCUUUUUCCCCCCUGCUCCUCCCUGGGGUGCUCGGAACACUACAUUGGUGUGAGGAAGGGGGGAUUAUUUAAAGGGAGGGGCGAGAAAUUGACAGAAGUGGGGUGGGAAGCCUCCCUAAGCAUUUUUAAUGUCCCCCAAACCCUGCAGAGGGUGGGGUCCCCAAAACCUGGCCAUUGUGGGUCUCACAAAGAACCCCCCAAAGUCCCUGCAGAUCUCAGGUCCCCCAAAUCAAAGAUCCCUUUGAAAAAUAGGGGUGGGGGGGGUGCCCCAAACCAAGCAGCUCUGGGGUCCUUUAGAAAAUGGAAUCUUGGCCCCCUCCCCUACAGGCCAACCCCCCCAGUGCCCUUUUUUUAGCCUCUCCUAGGGCAAAAAGGCUAGUGAGUGACGGGGGGGGGGGUGAGGGUGCAGCAUCCUGCUGCCUUUUCAUUGGUCGAGGUGACCUGAAGGGUCUGCUUCCUGUUUCUGGCCCUGCCCCCACCCAAAAAGGGCACCAGUCUGCCCUGCUGUUCGGAGGACGGGGCCCACCUGGCUGAGGGGCGUAGCUGCUCCCCUUCCCUAGUGCUAUGCUGGACCUAGGGGUGGACCCAGUGCCCCCCUGGUCACCUCCCUGCUGGAGCUCUCGGGAUGGGGGCAAAGGGGGGUGUCCUGGGUCACUCACUAGCCCCCCCUCUCUUGCCCCGUUCUCCAGGUUCAUCUCUCCCCCCCACCCUGCUGUCAAGGGGUCAGCGCCCGCCCCCCACACAUUUGUUAAUCAGCCUCAAUAAAAAGUUUAAUACGAA